Messenger RNA from Linum tenue, 2246 nucleotides. Lineage: Eukaryota; Viridiplantae; Streptophyta; Magnoliopsida; Malpighiales; Linaceae. The record is from the annotation of a GenBank genome assembly.
UUGCUACCUUGCUUAGUUUGUCUCAUUCCUUUCUACGUCUGCCUUUCUCUCUCUCCCUCUAUAUUAGCUCCAGCCUCCAGCUCAGGUGGAGGAGGUCCCAUGGAGUCUUUCCCUCCCUCAAUCCUUCUCUAGGGUUUUUCUUCCUGGCGCUCUUUAGCCUUUUUCGUUUAUAUUCGAACGUUGGCGAUUUCUUUUAUGUUGCUCCACGUGAAAGUGCCACGGGGAUUGAUAGAGAUAUCUUAAGAAACUCUUCGAGCUGCAUUGGGGAAGAUUCUCGUUAGGGUUUGUUGCUUCUCCUUCUUCUGCAGUUAUCGGGGUUUCAAUUGAGUCGAAAGUUCGAUUUGGAAAUGCCUGCCCACAGAUCGAAGUCGGAGAAAGAGGAUGCCGGGAAGCAGCUCCGACGGAGCCCUUACGAGGUACUCGGCGUCUCGAGGAACUCUUCCGACCAAGAAAUUAAGAGCGCUUAUCGGAAAAUGGCCCUCAAGUACCAUCCUGACAAGAAUGCAAACGAUCCAAAAGCAGCUGAUAUGUUCAACGAAGUUACAUUUUCAUACAGCAUACUGUCUGAUCCGGACAAAAGACGCCAGUUUGACAAUGCUGGUUUUGAGGCUGUUGAGGCAGAAAAUCAAGAUCUGGAACUGGAUCUCUCAAGUUUAGGAGCUGUGAACACUAUGUUUGCCGCACUAUUUAGAAAUGCUUUUCUAUUAGCAUAUUUUUCAUGUUUGCAUUUGUGUCAUCUUGUAGUAAACUUGGUGUGCCCAUCAAGACAACAGUAUCAGCCACUGUAUUGGAGGAAGCACUUAAUGGUGUGGUUCCCAUUUACCCACUUGAACUCGGGCAUCCAAUUUCUCGCAAGGUGCGAUAUAUCUCCUGGUUCAGAUGUUAGUUUUACCAACUUCAUUUGUGCUCACAGAGAUUGCACUUCGAAGCAGGUUGAGAAGCAAAGUGCUCACUUCUAUUCUGUCACAAUCUCAGAGGACGAAGCAAAAGCUGGUUUUGUUUGCCGAGUGCAAUCAUCCGAAAAAAGCAAGUUCAAGUUAUUGUACUUUGACCAGGAAGAAAACCGUGGAUUGAGCCUUGCUUUACAGGAGGAAUGCACUAAAACAGGAAAAGUCACAUCUGCUGGAAUGUAUUUCCUUGGGUUUCCUACAUAUCGGUUGGAUCAAACAGUGAACUCGCUUGCGGCUGCCAAGGAUGCUGAUGCUGCUUUCUUUAAAAGGCUAGAUGGCUUUCAACCUUGUGAAAUAAAUCAAUUGAAGGCUGGAACCCAUGUUUUUGCUGUCUAUGGUGACAAUUUUUUCAAAAAUGUAAAUUAUACUAUAGAAGCUGUUUGUGCUGUACCUUUUGGGGAAGAAAAGCAGACUCUUAGAGCCGUUGAAGCUGAAAUUCUUGAAAAAAGGAUAGAAAUAUCGAAAUUUGAAUCUGAAUACCGCGAGGUGUUGGCGCAAUUCACAGAAAUGACGGGUAGAUAUGCCCAGGAGAUGCAAGAGAUUGAUGAGCUUCUAAAACAAAGGAAUGAAAUUCAUGCAGCCUACACAGUUGUACCACCAAUGAAGCGGAGUAUAAGUAAAAGUAGGAGUAAGGGUUCCUUCAAGGAGAACCAUGAAGUUGGACAAGCAAAAGAUAAGAAAUCUUCAACAAGAGAUAGACCAAAGAAAAAGAAAUGGUUCAAUAUCCACAUAAAAGUAGACAAGAGAAAGACUUGCUAAUCCAUAAUAAUUCCGGAGGCCGAAUCAGAUACACAUUAGUUUUUGAACAAACUUUUCUUGGUGAUUCGGCUCUGAUGGCUUUUUUCUACUCCGACCAUAAUUGGUUGCUGAAUGAUUCCUACUAUACUUCAUGACUAAUGAUGUAGUGUGAAGACGGUCUUGUGUAUAUUGCUACGUCAACAGCUCAAUGUUAUGUAAAAUGUAAUCUUUUUGAUGGGGAGUUUCCCCUUUCCUAGGCUUUUCUGUUCUCUUUUCUUCCCCGUGAUUGUAAGAACCAUACCUGUACAUUUGCAUAAUCUAUGCAAUAUAUUUUUUGUUCGUUCAUGGCGAACUACGUUGUCACCAUUGGCUCCUUGGCAACUAGGAGUCGGAGGGAAGUUAGUGAACUGAAAGGAGUGACGGCUCAGGGGCAUUAGUUUUUCUCAUGAAUUAGUUCUAGGUAUGUCUUCUGUGUUUCCAAUUUUUGCAGGAUAUGUCAUGAACUCAUGAUGGUUCUGCAGGUAACAUGCAACAAUGUUCUUCCACACAUUGGCCGGG